UGACAAUCUUCCCACUGUCUGUAAUUACCAUCAUUUCAAAUCUUCUUGGAAACUAUCUCACUCAUGUACAUCCUGUCUGAAACGGAUACCAGAGGUUGAGGGGCACAAUCCGGAGCAUAACAUCAAUUCUCCAGAACUGGAUUUCGAACUCAAGCACCAAAUUUCGAACACGACCUAGCAGAGCCAUGGCCGAAUACAAGCUAUCCUACGAGUCUCAACUGGACGUCUACCACCCCUCCUACCGCUACGAAGCCCAUGACCCGCGCGACUGGAAAUCCGCCGCUCUUCGUGGCCCAGCACUCCCCGCCCUAGGGAAUGCAACUGCCGGUGCAGUCGGCGCAGCCAUCUCCAAUGUUGUCGUCUACCCCCUCAAUGUCAUCGUCGCCCGUCUACAGACCCAGAAGCAGAAAGAAAGCGACUCCAGCGAGAAAUCAGAUGACGACGAAAAUGCCGACGAAGGAUAUACCAGCGUGGUGGAUGCUGCCCACAAGAUAUAUGCGCAGCAAGGCAUAGGUGGCUUCUACCCUGGUCUGGCGCAGGAUACUUGGAAGACCGUCGCGGAUUCGUUCCUUUUCUUUCUUGCAUAUAGUGCCAUCCGCCAGAAGAGGAUAGUCGCACAUGUAGGCGCAGAGCGGGCUGCAAAGAGCAAAAAUAUCGUCCUUCCGAUACUCGACGAACUUGCCGUUGGUAUCUUGGCUGGCUCGUUUGCCAAGCUAUUUACCACGCCAUUGUCGAAUAUUGUCGCGCGCAAGCAAACGUCUGCGGCACGCAAGGGUGGAAAUACGAAGAACUUGUCAACCAGUGACAUCGCAGCUCGCAUCCGCGCUGAGAAGGGUAUCCUAGGCUUCUGGUCUGGAUACUCGGCCACUCUCAUACUCACCCUGAAUCCAUCUCUCACGUUCUUCCUCAAUGAAUUCCUCAAACGGACCCUCCUCCCACGCUCAAAGCGCGACAAACCUCCUCCAGCUUUGACAUUCCUUUUGGCGGCCCUAAGCAAAGUCGCCGCCUCGUCAAUCACAUACCCCUUCUCCCUUGCGAAAACCAGAGCUCAAGUAAUGAGCUCGGGCUCUAAGUCUAAGUCCGAAACUGCGGAUAAGUCUCGGGCCUCGCUUUUCGCCUCUCUGACUCCCGAAAUACUUUCCACAGUCGCCACCAUCGCCCGCACUGAUGGUAUACCAGGACUCUACGCCGGCCUUCAUGGUGAAGUGCUAAAAGGCUUCUUCUCGCACGGCUUUACAAUGCUCGCUAAAGACGCCGUGUACGCGUUUAUAAUCAAGAGCUACUACCUCCUUCUGAUGCUCGGACGUCGCUAUCCCUCGCCCGACGAACUUAUCCAACGUGCCCGCGAACAGGCGGAGGAGUAUACAGAGAUCGCACGUGAAGGAGCGCGUGACCUAGCGGAGAGAACAAGGGAGGGCGCCGAGGAGCUGCUGAACGCUAAUUCUGGCGGUAAUGCUGUUGAUAUGACAUCGAACUCCGCGGGUGCUGCUGAUGCUGCCGAAGGUGCGGGUCGUGGCAUCGAUGCUUCUUCAGGUCUGAAGGAUUCUAUUCCAUCGGUUUCUGAUGAGCUCAAUGAGACGGCAGAGCUGGUCGGUGAUUAUGUUGAGGAUGAAGCGGUCGAGUGGAAGAGCCUCUAUCAUUGGUUUUGGGAGAAGGAUCGUGGGACGCAUCGGGAUUGAUUUGAGGGCCAAAGUAUACUGUUUGUGAUUUUUACAUAUUUAGGCAUUCUUGUUACGACCAGUCCUUGUUUUGUUACCGGAGUACAUAAUAGCGUUUGAAAUAUCAUUUCAUCCCAUUCGAAGAUCUCGAUACUUAGGUAUCUAUCCAGUCACUUGGCUCCUCAAAAGCAGAGGACCAUCUCGGAGGGUCUGCUGGCUCAAAUAUUUCCAGCCCCUGCUCCAGCGCGACGGAUUCCUUUUCUGAACGGUGCUCCCUCCAAUCGGGCUUCCAUAAAAGAACAUGUUGAUAUCUAC
Messenger RNA from Penicillium samsonianum, 1973 nucleotides. Its product is annotated as putative mitochondrial carrier protein. The record is from RefSeq and is a predicted model, not a curated record. The transcript has 2 exons. Bases 186 to 1679 code for a protein of 497 amino acids. Lineage: Eukaryota; Fungi; Ascomycota; Eurotiomycetes; Eurotiales; Aspergillaceae.